Malaya genurostris is the source of this 2023-nucleotide messenger RNA. Its product is annotated as angiotensin-converting enzyme-like. Bases 63 to 1946 code for a protein of 627 amino acids. The transcript is spliced from 5 exons. The record is from RefSeq and is a predicted model, not a curated record. Gene Ontology annotation, biological process: proteolysis. Gene Ontology annotation, molecular function: peptidyl-dipeptidase activity; metallopeptidase activity. Gene Ontology annotation, cellular component: plasma membrane. NCBI's taxonomy places the organism in Eukaryota, Metazoa, Arthropoda, Insecta, Diptera, Culicidae.
CGACUAGCGGCACUUAGUGCCGUGUCGAUCGCGGUUCGGUGAAGAUCUUCGUGUAGUGCACUAUGUGGUUCCGUUUGGGAGGUGGUGAUGUUUUGGCGCUCGGCUGCCUAGUAGUGACCCUGGUUGCGGUUGGUGGACAACAGGAGGCACAAGAUGAUGUCGAACUGGCAGCCCUGAACUAUGUCAACGAGCUGGAACAGGAAGUGCUGACAAGGAACAACGAAGCUACCGAGGCAUCCUGGGCGUACGAAUCCGAUAUCAACGAGGACAAUCUGAAACUGCGGAACGAGGUGCAAACGCGGAAUGCCAACUACUUUAAGGAAGUUGCACGCGAGCUACGGAAAUUCGAUUUCAACAACUUCAAGGAUGCGGAACUGAAGCGAAAAAUUGAAAAGCUAACACAGCUGGGCUAUGCUGCGCUGUCGGAGGAAAAGUUCAAACAGUUGCUGGAUGCCAUUUCCGGCAUGUCGGAAAAUUACGCCACGGUAAAGGUGUGUGAUUUUAAGAACCGGGAUAAAUGUGAUCUUUCGCUUGAACCGGAGCUGACGGAGAUUUUGGCUACCAGCCGGGAUCCGGAAGAGUUGAAAUACUACUGGGUUCAGUGGUACGACAAGGCCGGUGCACCGACUAGGAAAAACUUUGACACGUAUGUUGCACUGAACGGGGAGGCAGCACAGUUGAACAACUUCACAUCCGGAGCGGAAGCAUGGUUGGAUGCGUACGAAGACGACACUUUCGAAGCUCAGGUUGAUGCAGCUAUUGAAGAAAUUCACCCACUUUACGAACAGAUUCACGCCUACGUACGGUACCAGCUUCGCCAGCGAUAUGGCGAUGAAGUAGUCCCCGAGAAGAGUCCCAUUCCGAUGCACUUGCUGGGCAAUAUGUGGGCGCAGACCUGGGAUAAUGUGGCAGAUAUAACAACUCCAUUCCCCAAAAGUCGUCUAUUGGACGUCACAGAUGAGAUGGUUGCCCAGGGUUAUGAUGCCCUCAAGAUGUUCCACAUGGGUGAUGAGUUCUUCGUUUCCCUCAAUAUGACCAAACUACCUCAAACAUUCUGGGACAAAAGUAUCCUGGAAAAACCAACCGAUGGUCGUGAGCUCGUAUGUCACGCUAGUGCCUGGGAUUUCUACAAGACUGACGACGUUCGCAUCAAGCAGUGUACCCGAAUUACUAUGGAAGAUUUCUUCACUGUUCAUCACGAAUUAGGUCACAUUCAGUACUACCUCCAGUAUCAACAUCAACCUAGUGUCUAUCGAGAAGGUGCUAAUCCUGGCUUCCACGAAGCCGUUGGAGAUGUGCUCUCGCUGUCGGUUUCUACUCCCAAACAUUUGGAGAGAGUUGGCCUUCUGAAAGACUUCGUUCUGGAUGAUGAUGCUAAGGUGAACCAAUUCUAUCGGUCCGGUCUUGGAAAACUCGUCUUUCUUCCGUUCGCCUACACCAUCGACAAGUACCGGUGGGGAAUCUUCCGUGGUGAAAUCAAACCGGAAGAGUACAACUGCAAAUUCUGGGAGAUGCGUGCCAAAUUUUCCGGCAUCGAACCACCUGUAGUGCGCAGCGAGCAGGACUUUGAUGCCCCGGCCAAGUAUCACGUUUCGGCGGACGUUGAAUAUCUGCGCUAUCUGGUGUCGUACAUUGUACAGUUUCAGUUCCAUCGAUCGGCAUGUGAACUGGCCGGUGAAUAUGUGAAGGGUCAUCCCGAGAAGACGCUGAACAACUGUGACAUCUACCAGAGUGUAAACGCCGGUAAUGCCAUCAAGGAAAUGCUUGCCAUGGGAUCCUCAAAACCCUGGCCAGAUGCAAUGGAAGUGUUGACCGGACAGAGAAAGAUGAGUGCUGAUGCGCUGCUGGAGUACUUCCAACCGUUGUACGAUUGGCUGGUGGUGGAAAACAAACGACUCGGUGCCUACGUUGGCUGGGAGCAGUCUGAUAAGUGCAAAUCGAAAUAGGACCCAGUCGGAAAUCAUUAUCACCUCUUAUUGCCUCACAACAGAAGAUUACAUUUAAAUAAAUGAAGUUGAUCGAA